Wickerhamiella sorbophila is the source of this 1617-nucleotide messenger RNA. Its product is annotated as putative amino-acid permease C15C4.04c. Gene Ontology annotation, molecular function: transmembrane transporter activity. Bases 1 to 1617 code for a protein of 538 amino acids. NCBI's taxonomy places the organism in Eukaryota, Fungi, Ascomycota, Dipodascomycetes, Dipodascales, Trichomonascaceae. Gene Ontology annotation, biological process: amino acid transport; transmembrane transport. The transcript has a single exon. The record is from RefSeq and is a predicted model, not a curated record. Gene Ontology annotation, cellular component: membrane.
AUGAAGGUCGAGGAAGCAAAAGCGCCUGGAUCACCCGAAGACUGGACUGUUAGAGAACAGUCGGCUACUAGCGAUGUUGAGAGCUCGUUUUCCACUGCAAACAGUGCUGACCGCAUUCUUGUCGAGCUGGGGUACGAGUCAGAGCUGAAGCGGGAGUUCACAAUGUUUUCUGCGUUCUCCUUUGCGGUGUCGAUUUCCGGGCUGAUGGCUACUAUUGGCACCACGUUUAUUUACCCUCUGGAGGCCGGUGGUGCUGCCGCGGCGGUUUGGUGUUGGGUCAUUUCGGGCUUCGGCUGUUUGUGCAUUGCAUUUUCCGUCGCUGAAAUCGUCUCGGCCUACCCUACUUCUGGCGGUCUUUAUUACGCCUGCUCCAAGGUAUUCCCCAAGGAUUGGGCUCCGGUCAUGUGCUGGUGUGUAGGAUACAUGAACUUGCUUGGCCAAAUUGCCGGCGUGGCUUCGAGUGACUUUGGUGCGGCCCAGAUGCUUCUUUCUGCAGUGCAAAUGGGCAAUCCCAGCUACACACCUACCGCUAACCAUACUGUGGGAGUUAUGGCGGCAAUUCUCGUUUUUCACGGGUGCGUCAACUCUUUCCCUACCAGAUACCUGGAACGACUGGCCAACUUUUAUGUUGUUUUCCACUUUGGCUGCUUGUUCACCGGUGCCAUUGCCCUACUUGCAAAGACCCACGACAAGCACGACGCGACCUAUGUUUUCACUCAUAUCGAGAGCAACUCUGGCUGGACGCCUCUUGGGUUUUCGUUCCUGUUUGGCUUCUUGUCUGUUUCUUGGACUAUGACCGACUACGAUGCCACUGCGCACAUUUGCGAAGAGAUGAAAGAGCCCGAACGCAAAGCACCCUGGGCUAUUUCGACGGCUAUGAUCUUCACCUAUGUUCUGGGCAUUCUGUACAACAUUGUCCUUGCUUUCUGCAUGGGUGACCCUAUCCAGAUCCUCAACUCUUCCCAGCCAGUUGCCCAGAUCUAUUACAACAGCCUUGGAAAGGGCGGUGGUAUCUUCUACACGGUUGCGAUGUUCCUUGUUAUGAACUUUGUCGGUGUGUCUGCACUGCACGCAGCUUCGCGUACGACCUGGGCCCAGGCUCGCGACAAGAUGCUGCCGUUCAGCCAUAUCUGGUACCGGGUCAACUCCAAGACCAAGACCCCUAUCUACGCCGUUUGGCUGAACACGGCCAUGUGUAUUGCCAUCAAUCUUAUCGCCCUUGGAUCCACCACCACAAUCAACGCUAUUUUUAAUGUCUGCGCAAUUGCUCUAGACUGGUCGUAUGCCGUGCCUAUUCUUGGUAAGAUGCUCUUCCCAGACCUCUUCCAGACCGGACCCUGGAACCUCGGCAAGUUCUCGUACGUCGUCAAUGGCUGGGCGUGUCUGUGGACGCUGUUUGUGUCUGUGAUUUUCUUCCUGCCCACCAACAUCCCCGUCACUGCCGAAAAUAUGAAUUAUGCAGUCGCCUUCUUCUUUGGAAUCCUCGGCUUCUCGCUGGUGUUUUGGCAGCUGGGCGGUAAGAAAAAGUACCGCGGCCCCCAGGGCACUGCUCCGGAUCCGGAAAUUGCGACCCGAAUCGACGUUCGUGGCGAAGUCAAAGACGAAAAGCUCGAUUAG